Messenger RNA from Argentina anserina (silverweed cinquefoil), 915 nucleotides. RefSeq names its product protein FAR1-RELATED SEQUENCE 5-like. Gene Ontology annotation, biological process: regulation of DNA-templated transcription. The coding region runs from base 1 to 915 and encodes 304 amino acids. NCBI's taxonomy places the organism in Eukaryota, Viridiplantae, Streptophyta, Magnoliopsida, Rosales, Rosaceae. The record is from RefSeq and is a predicted model, not a curated record. The transcript is spliced from 3 exons.
AUGAAAAACAUUGAUCCAAACGUUAUACAAGAGCAAUGGAAGUAUCCGAACAAUGUGCAACUGACUUAUGUUUCUGAGGUUGAAGAUGAUAUAAAGCCAAAACCUGGGCAGCAGUUCGAUUCAUUAGAUGCAGCCUACAAGUUUUAUAAUGAUUAUGCACGUAAGGCUGGUUUUGGUGUCCGAAAGAGUAAGGAGACAAAGAAGGGGAAACAUAUGAGACAUGGAGAAAUAACAAUGAAGUUGAGGAAAGAGACCGUCGAAAUACUCGAACAAGCUGGUGGACAUGAAAAUGUUGGCUGCACAGAAAGAGAUUUAAGAAAUGCGGUGCGAGAUGAGAGAAAUCUUGUCAAGGGUCAUGACGUUGACAUUUUAUAUGAGCACUUCAAAGCUGAGCAAGAGAAGAAUCUUGUUGAUACAGAUGCAGAAAACAGACUUAUAAGAUGUUUUUGGGUUGAUUCAAGUGAGAAAAAAUCAUAUGCACAUUUUGGUGAUGUGGUUGUAUUUGAUACAACAUACAACACCAACCGUUACAAGAUGUUUUUUGCUCCAUUAUUAGGCGUGAAUCACCAUGGGCAAACAUUGGUUUUUGGAUGUACAUUUUUGAGUAAUGAAAAUUUUGAUUCGUUUGUUUGGUUAUUAAACACAUGGCUUGCAGCAAUGCCUAGAGGUGCUCCGAAGGUUAUUAUCACCGAUCAAGAUCAAGCAAUGGCUAAGGCAAUAGGUCACGUUUUGCCAAACACAUUUCAUAGGUAUUGUGUGUGGCAUAUUCUAAGAAAGUUUCAAGAUAAGACUAGUACGGAGUUUAUGAACAAGUACUAUGAUUCUUUCAAGGCGUGCAUAUGGGAUUCAGAGUCUCCAGAUGAAUUUGAAAGGAGAUGGUUUGAAGAAUUGCAAAAAAAGUCAAUAAACCCGUAA